Anoplophora glabripennis (Asian longhorned beetle) is the source of this 1188-nucleotide messenger RNA. RefSeq names its product activating signal cointegrator 1 complex subunit 1-like. Gene Ontology annotation, biological process: regulation of DNA-templated transcription; DNA alkylation repair. NCBI's taxonomy places the organism in Eukaryota, Metazoa, Arthropoda, Insecta, Coleoptera, Cerambycidae. Gene Ontology annotation, molecular function: RNA binding. The transcript is spliced from 2 exons. The record is from RefSeq and is a predicted model, not a curated record. The coding region runs from base 88 to 1182 and encodes 364 amino acids. Gene Ontology annotation, cellular component: nucleus.
GUGGAUUUGCUUAAUUUGUAAAAUUUUGCCAUUUAAAAACGGACACCAAUACAACCGUGCAUUGUUUAUUUUUAAAAAAUUGCCAACAUGCACGCAGGAACGACAAGAAAACAGUUUCCAGAUUUCUUUACUACCAAAGGACCCAUUCAGAUCAACGUAAUGCCUCUGAAAAUGAAAAACAAUAUAUACUGGAUGUCCGUAGUGUUAAAUGAGGAUGAAGCCAACGGUUACCAACAACCCCAUCUAAAAUCUUACGACGAUAACGAAGAAGGCUUACUAGAUUGCGGCGACAUUGAAGACAGCUACGAUAUAAAUUUAACAAAGUCCGGCAAAUUUAUGUCUUCAUUUUAUGUGCCCUCUUCCUUACUGUCUUAUGUAAUCGGCGCAAAAGGUGUUAGAUUGAAGGGUUUGCAAAGAAGUACAAACACGUUAAUAAAAGUACCUAAACUUAAUGAAAAAGGCGAAGUUAAAAUCACGGGAGACACUGAGAGAAACGUGGCCUCGGCUCGAACUCAGUUAUCUAUGAUCGUCAUGAAGCAAAAGGAUAAGCUACCGAUUAGUCAUUUUGUUUCGAUACCCAUGGUUUCGGAUAAAGUAAAGGAGAAAUUAAUGGAGUUUCAAGACAGGAUACUUCGCCAACCUCCUAAAGGGGUAACGCCGUCAAUUUUUCAGAAACCUGAAAAGUUGCACUUGACUAUUUGUACCCUAACGUUGGUGGACGAUGAAGAAAUUAAAGCCGCCAAAGAGGUGUUGCAACAGUGUUAUGAUGAAAUAAUUUCUACUUAUUUUAAUAAAAAUGAAAAACUCAAAAUUGCCCUACAGGGGCUUGAAAUUAUGAACGACGAUCCUUCGGAAGUUAACGUCCUUUAUGGUAUUGUUGAAAUGGCCGACAGCAGUCAAAGAGAAAAGUUGCAAGAAAUUGCCGAUAAGAUAGCGGAAUACUAUUACAAGUCUGGUUUGGCAAGGAGGCAGUAUGAUAGAGUUAAACUGCAUGUAACGCUGAUGAACACUAGAUUCAGAAAUGCAGAUGAAAAACCUGAAACUUUUGAUGCGAGACAGAUAUUAGCACAAUUUCGGAAUUAUUGUUUUGGAUCUGUAGAUUUUAGUAAUAUUCACUUAUCUGUUAGAUUUACCACUGGGGAAGAUAAUUAUUAUGAACCUGCUAUGAUAAUAAACCUAUAAAUAAAU